UUGACAUUUCAUAAGUUCGUAUAAAGUGAAGAAUGCCUUGUAUCAGCACAUUUCCAUUGAAUUUCACAAUGUUCAUAAAAUAAAACAUUGUUUAAGCGCCGAACCAUAUUCGAUCUAUAUUCGAAAUUGAUAAUAAAAUAGUGAGCAAAGCUGCCAAAGAGAAAUAACAUUCGCUGAAUAAAUUGCAAGUUGCAUUUCACCAAUUUUUGUUUUUGUUGGUUUUUCAAAAUCGUAUCACAUGCAUCGAAUGUUUAGAGACGUAGAAUUUUACAUUUGUUUUUACAACAUACGGAGGUCAUUCAAGUAGUUUAGUUGCCUUUUUGAAAAGUGUAAAAAGUGUGCACGCGUACUCAACAAUAACAACCACACAUUGAAUAUUAUUGGCACGAUCGAUACGCUUGUUGCAUGUUUCAACGAUUAUAUUCCAGUAUCGGUUAAGUUCAUGUGCAAGCAAUCAAUUGAAUUUUGAUAUGGUGAGUGGUGUGUAUUCGAUCUACAAAAAUUAUGGGCAUUUCAUGCGAUUUUGAAGCUGGAAGUAUGGAAAGCGAGAUUAAACCCACAUAUAACAAAGAAUUUAUAAAAUUCAAUGGUCAACAUGUACUGGAUGCAAUACCAGCCAAAACGGCAACAACAAUUUCAACAAAUGAUACAACAAAAACCGAUCCAAUUGCAAAUAUUCCAUCGAUUAAUUCCACCAUCGAUGAUUCAAAAUCAACGGACGAGAUUAUCAAUCUUACAUCACCGGUUUCACAAGAGCCCGAAACAAUUGUCAUCAUUGACGAUGGAGAACGUGAAGAAGGUGAAAUCAUUAAUUCGGACGAAGAUUUUGAAUAUGAAGCCAUUUCAUCUGAAGAGGAAGUCUCUCUGCGACAGAAAAUCGAAGCACUCGAAGCGAAAAAUCGUGAAUUGGAAAAAAUUGCAUCAAUUUCCGCUCGAGGAGGCAUUGACUAUGGAUAUCGACGGUCGCCAAAUUACUACAAAUCACCAACAAUCAUUCGUUCAAAUCAUACAAAAUCAAAUGCAUCAUUGUCUUCCGCUUCAAAUUAUAAAACACUUUCAUUGUCACAUGUUGAAAACAUAUCAUCGGAUGAGGCACAAGUCGUUAAUAUUGAAAAUGAAUUAUCGAGUGUGUUUGACAGCAGCAAAUAUGGUGGUCGAUCGCAUCGAACAAAAAAGGAAAAACGUCAAAGUCGUCGCAAACAACGUUCCGUUGUGAAUGAAAAAGAACGAUGUAUAGCACAUGGUAAGCGUCGUUGCACCGAUGCCGAGUGUUAUCCAAUCGAUGUAAUAAUUGGCCGAAAAAAACGUACAAGCCACAAAUACGAAGAUCGCAAAACGGCCCGUGGAAAAUACUCAAGCGAUUCAGAAGAUGAAUUAUUACGAAAUCGCGAAGAAUUAAAAAUGGCAUUGAAUAUCAUAGAACCGUCGAAUCGUUCAGUAAAUUCGAGUACAUUAUCACAUAAAUUGUCCGCAAUACAAAAUCAUGUUACAUUGGACGAUGGCAAAAAAACCAUAUCAGCAUCAUCAAGUAAACAUCGAAAGCGAAAAACUAUACGAAGUCCCGAACGCCGAAAACGAACACGAUCACGAGAAACUAUGCCAUCAAAACGUAAACGAAUCGAACGAGACCGAAUUGAUUCAUCACGAACGAAAAUUCCACCAAAUCAAGAUAAUAACAAUGAGAAUGAUAUUCAAAUCGAAGAGGAUGAAGUGAUGUCAUUGGAAGAACAAGAGCUACGUUUAAUCGCAUUGAAAUCGGCCGUUUUGAAAAAACAUGAAGCCAGAAAGCGAAAACAAUUGGCAACUCAAUUGAUUGAACAAGUUGUUCGACCGUAUUCACCAACCGAUAGUGUGGUUUUGGUGGCCGAUGAAACUGGUGAACAAUGUAGCAAUGAUUGCAUCGAUUCAGAUAAUAAUAAUAUGGAUAUUAGUCCAAUUAGCUCGCCGGGUAAUCAGUAUCAACCAAUGGACAUGGAUUUGGCCAGCAGCAAUGAGAAUUCAAAGAGUCCCAUUUUUAGCUAUGAAAAACCACAACAAUUUCCACCGUAUGAACAAUUCAUUGAUUGGGGCACGGUUCAUAUUCCAGUGCCAAUUAAUCCAAGCAAUCCAACAUACAUGGACAUUGAUUCGGCCACUGCAGCAUUAAAUCAACCAUUUGACAUCCAAUCACAAUCUGCAUUUUCAUCAAUUUUCGAUACAAUACCAAACGAAGCAGUGACGAUUGAAAAUCGAAUACCAACACCGUUUCAAUCGGAUUCAAAAGAGAAUAAUGCUGUCAAUGCGGAUAAUGAGGAAGAAUUACGUGCCCAAUUGAUUGAACAAAUGCGUAGCACAAAUACGCCCAGUUCAAAUGGUACGAUUGAUGCGAUCGGAAAAAAUGUGACAAAAGAAAAUAGUAAUGAUGAUUCGUUAGAAGAGGAUUGUCUACGAAGUCUAUUGCUUUCGUCCAAGGGUAAAAAAUCGGCCAUUUUGAAGGAAUCAACAAAUGAUUCAACUGUAACGAAAACGUUACCCAAAACUGAUAAAAUUCCAUCCAAUCAAGAUAAAUGCGAUGAUAUGCCAAAGUUAGCACUUAACCUUCGCGAAGCACUUAAACGACUGAAAAAUAAUCAGCAAAAUAAAUUGGCAGCUGCAGCGGCAGCAGCAGCAACGGCGUCUGCGACGACAAUGACUACAACGACAACAGUUGUUCCAGCGACGGACCCAGUUAAGUCGGCCAGCGUUCAGUUGGGUUCAAAACAAAGCGAACAAGUCGACGACAAACUGAUGCAAAACUGUGAUCACAAUGAAAUUCAAAAGACUGCUGUAAAUAAUCAACUCGAUAAAAAUGAAAACGAUGCACGCAAUUCCAAAAUUGUAAUUGAAACACCGGCUGUUGUGCCAUUAAAAUCACUUCAAAAUAUUACGCCCGUUCAAAAUGCUGAAGAAACGGUAUCUACGAUGCCUAGUGAUAUUGUUCAAAAAAUUGAUAAAUUGGCUGUACCGCAAGUGGAUAAAAGUGAUGCGAAAAAGAUGAACGUAGUUAUAGCGAUACCGACAAAAGUAGCUCGACCAACAAAAGAAAUUUUAACAAAAAUCGUUGAGCCUGGCCCAGUGACAAAACAAAAUGUAGUCACAAAACCAAAGGCAAAACCAAAACCCAUUGAACAACCAUUAAGUUUGGCCACAUCCGUAUUAACAAAAAUACCGCCAACAAUAAAUACGACAACGAAUUUAAAUAAAAUCGAGUCAAUCAGAAAGUCAACGGCGUCACCGAUUAUUACAAACUGGACGGCAAAACCGGUGAAAAAACUUAUCAUAUCUCUACAAGACGAUUCAUCUACCGAUGACACGGAUUAUGAUGAUAAAUCGACUAAUAAACAGACUGAUAACGACUCGACAUCACAAUCAAAUGACGUGAAUAACGCAUUCCAAUCUCGACUUGAUCAUUACUUGCAAAUUUUCCGAGAAAGCACCACCACCAAGCAAGAAACCAAGCCAUCAGUCAAGUUACCAGCAUCUCCAAAUAAUGAAACAGUCGAAAAAACUACAAAUUCUACCCCAAAAACACAGAAUGUCGAACCACCAAAAGCGGUUGCUCUUUUGCCAUUGUCAAGCCAAAUGGAGUAUCAUCGUUUGCAGAAUCGUAUAAAAUUGUUGGAAAAACAAAAGGAUCAAAAAUCACGAAAACGACAAACGUCUAUAACAAGCGUGAACGUACCAACGAGUAAACCGGAAUCGAAUUUCCCGAGUUUGACAGUUGUUGUUCAAAAUGACAAUCGCUUUAUUCAAACAAAUAAAACAUCGGAAUUGGAAGAUGUUACAAAAUCACCGGUUGAAGUGAUCAAAAUACCAACGGUGAUCAAAGUAUCAACAACUAAAACUCCAACAGUCACUUCGCUGGCGAAAAAGGUAUUGGUGAAAAAUGCAAUGGCACAAGCAACAGAUGCCAAUGCCAAAAUAUCAACAGUAAAAAGUGCUGCAACAACAUCAACGACUCCAAUGCAAAUAGCUACACCACCAGAGCAAACGGUUGCAUCUACUUCUGCUGAUAUUGUUCUCACCACCCAAUCAAAACCAGUUCCAUCGACUGGCAAUACAAUUACUAAAAAGGCGCCCACUAUGACGGCCACUACUUUAGCCAACUAUGUCGUUCGAUACAAAAAUUACGGGGAACAAUAUUUAAACGGUCUUACAAAAUUACAUCGAUUGACAUGUCGGACGCAUCUUGAAACGAGAAAACAACAAAAACUCGAAGAUGUUUUAGAUAAUCUGAGGCGACAAACAAUACUUGUUGAAAAAAAAUUAACACAACAAAAAACAGUGACCAAAAGUUUCUAUCCAUCUAUAGCGGCCACGGAGAAGGCAAUCACAGCGGAUCGUUCAAUGAUGUUGAAAUUGGAAAGUCUCUGCAAUCGUGUCGGAAACAUUGUCAAUGGACCAGAUUACAAAAUUCAGUGUGAAAAAGCAGCCGAAAUUAAAGAAAAACUAAAGCAAAUCGCUCUUGAAAAAAAUAAAAUGAAAUUAUUGGGACAAAAGAUGCCUGAAACACAACCUGUCAAACAACCGACCAAAUUAUCCGAAUUAGCAAAAAAAGAAGUCGCAACGAAAAAAGUGAUUGAAAAUGCUUCAAUACCAUCACUGCAAAGCAGUAAUCCGGUACAGAAAAAAGAAGACACUGUAAAAACAUCAAAACCAACUAUGGCUACAAGUUCGCCAGCAAAAUUUGAUGACAACAAAAUCAAUGUGUCACUUAAUUCUAACGUUGAAAAAAAUAAAGAAAUCGAAAUUAUAUGCGAACCAAUUAGCUUAGACACUCAAGUUACUCAGAAAAUAGAACACGUUGAAAUGGAAGUGGAUGUGGUAUCAAAAAGUGAUGAAAAAACGUGUCAACCUGAGAGUGAAACCGAAACAAAAAUUGAAAAUCCCAAAGAAAAUGUAGAAAUAAUGAGAAAUGAACCAGAACAAAAAGAACAAGAGAAAGAAGUCGACCAGAAUGAACCGGAAUUACAAUUUAACCAAAACAAUGAAUGCGAAACGGUCGAAGCCGAUGAGCAACCGUCAUCACCAGAUAAUCUUACAGCACCGAUCAUGAUGAUGGAAGUAAAUGUGACGGACAGUGAAGCAAUUUGUGGCAAAUACGAUUCACCAUUGGACCAUAUGCAAAAUUGUACAAACGCGAAGGAGGAGCUGAGUGUUGCCGAUCGGAAUGCGAUAGUGUGUCCAUACGAUUUGAUGGGGAGAUGUGAGGAUAAACAAUGCGAAUACAAGCAUUUGUCGGUGUAAAUAAACAGAUAAUUUCGAUUAGGAGGUGAAACACUGCGGGAAUUGAGACGAUUUUUUUAUGUACACAAUAUGUCUCUUGCAUGGACACGGAUUUCUAUAAAAGGAAAACAAUACCAUCGAAUUAUACAAGAGAUGCAUGAAUUUAUAAGUACCAUUCAAUUUGGUAUAUCAAACGAGGCGACCAAAAAAGUAAUUUUAUUUAAACAAUGUUUUGCUCGCGAGUUUAAAGACCGCGUCGCAUACAUGUACAGUGCUCAUAGUGUUUGAGCACUGUAAAAUGAAAAUAAAACGGGUAAGUGACAUUCACAUUUCCAAAAUAAAAAACAAAAAAAAAACAAAAAAAAAAAAUAUUUAACCCCA
Contarinia nasturtii (swede midge) is the source of this 5625-nucleotide messenger RNA. RefSeq lists its product as uncharacterized. NCBI's taxonomy places the organism in Eukaryota, Metazoa, Arthropoda, Insecta, Diptera, Cecidomyiidae. The record is from RefSeq and is a predicted model, not a curated record. The transcript has 11 exons. Bases 505 to 5265 code for a protein of 1586 amino acids.